CCCAGAUCUCAACGCAAAUCCAGCGACUGUCGAUUACCAAUGUUAUGCCAUCAGUGCUUUUCGCACAUUUGCGCUAAUCGCAGUAAUUUCCCAAAAUAGGCGGGUCUUUUUUUUUUUUUCAGUACAAUAGGCGGGACUUUUCGAAAAACUUCUACGACUUCCCCUCUCACCCACAGUUUUCCAUCUCUUUUUUGCCCUACCUUUUAAGUUUUAACUCUUACCCAAACCCUAACCCGCCAAUAGUUUUUUCACCUCAUCUUUCUUCUACUUAAGUUUUAAGUAUAUAGAUAAAUACUACUUUGGUCAUAAUUGAAAGAAUUUGAACCGCAUACGCGAUGAAGGAUAGGGGAGAAGGCAAGGGUAAGAUGGUAAAAGAAUAUCUGCCAUGAAGUGCGAUUCCAAACGGCGCCGUUCCAUCUCAAACAAGUCAGGAAAUACUGCUAGUAAAAAAGGUUCAGCACAGGUUACUUAUUUACUGAGGGAGGAGGAGAUCAAGGGAGGGUAAACAGUUUGCGUUUUGGUUAGCGAAAAGAGCUUCUUGAAAAGGGGGAUAGUAAUAGUAAUGGGAGAAGGAGAGGAGAGUGAAAAUAAAGGAAAGGGAAUGGAAUCUCCAGCGGGCGGUGUGAGUAUUAUGGAGGAAGAGAAGGAAAUUGGGGAUACUGAGGGAAAGUUUGCUUCUUUUGAGGAAAAGUUAGACGCUAAAGAAGAAGGGAAGGUUUUGACGGAGGUUAAUGAUCGAAAACCAAAAAGAAAAAGGGGGAGACCCCCCAAGAAAGAUAAGGAAAAGAAGAAUUUUUCAGAGGGGAAUGUUGUAAUGGAGGAAAAUAUUGAUAAAGAAGAAUCUGAAGAGAAAGAGGUUCCUUUGAAGAAAAGCAAUAAUCUUGUUAUGAUGGGUAGGGAAAAUAAUGACGUGAAUGGAAAACAAGAGGAAAUUGAUCGCGAGAGAGAAGAGGAGGAGAAACAGAAGAUUGACUCUAAUGAAGUGACUGGCAGAACAAGGAAGUCAAGUCAAAUAGCUAUGGAGAAGUUAAAGGGAUUUAAUCAGCAAAUGGCUGAAUGGGAUGAAGAAGACCGCAAAACAGGUAGAAAAAGAAGGGGUCAAAGUCGGAAGGGUGGCACGAAAACAGAAGAUAAUGGUGAUAGUGAGAAAAUUGGAAGUAAAAACCGCAGAAGAAAGAGGUCGAAAGAUGCCGCAGAGAAUGGUGAUGGAAGUGGUGGAGAUUCUGCAGAGGAGAGUAGAGAGCAGCAGAGAGAAACGAGUAAAAAGCAUAAGGCUGAGGGAGAAGAGAAAGAGGAAGGAUCAGAGUCCCGAAAUUCUACUCGUCAAAGGAAAGAUGUGCACGAUAAUGCAGUAAAUCCCCGAAACAGAAAGAGGAAGGAUGAGAAUGGGAAUGAAUUUGAAUCCAAUAUGUGUCAUCAGUGCCAGAGGAAUGACAAAGGAAGAGUUGUUCGGUGUACCCGCUGUAAAACAAAGCGAUACUGUGUUCCUUGCAUGAACAGAUGGUACCCUGGGAUGCCUGAGGAGGCCUUUGCAGAGUCUUGUCCUGUUUGUCGUCAAAACUGUAAUUGCAAAUCAUGCUUGCGGUUGGACGGGCCAAUAAGGACAUUGAAGAACUUAGAAUUUGAGAUUAGCGAAGAAGAAAAGAGUCUAUAUUCUAAAUUUAUCUUGCAAACACUUUUGCCUUUCUUGAGAAGAUUCAACGCAGAGCAAGUGAUGGAGAUGGAGAUUGAAGCUAGGAUUCAAGGGUUACCAGUGUCAGAGUUAAAGCUGCACAAAGCAAAGUGUCAGAAGAAUGAGCGAAUGUACUGCAACAACUGCAAAACAUCCAUUGUUGAUUUUCACAGAAAUUGUUCCAGCUGUUCCUAUGAUCUUUGCCUUACUUGUUGCCGGGAGCUUAGAGAUGGUCACCUUAGGGGAGGUGAAGAAGAAGUCAUCUUGGAAUUCACUGACAAAGGGCUUGGUUAUUUGCAUGCUGAGGAGAUACCCGGAUACAAACCUAUAAACUUUAGGAGGACUAGAUCUUCCAAGAAGGAGAUGGUUAAAAAUGAUUCAGUGGAAGAUGCCAAGAUUGCAUGUGAAAUGGAAUCUAAGGAUAACGGAGGGCUUCUGUCAGAAAAAUUUGGUGGUCCUGCUGGUGAGUGGAAAUCGAAUGAAGAUGGUAGCAUCCCUUGUCCACCAGAGAAUUUUGGUGGUUGUGGUAAGGGAAUUUUAGAGCUGAAGUGCCUGCUGACAAAGCCAAAAUGUCAGGUCACUGAGUUGUUGGCAAAAGCUGAAGAUAUUGCCAAAAGAUUUGAAUUGGAACACAUGCCUGAAAUUCCUCAGGGGCCAUGCUUAUGUAGAAAGUCAGUGGAUGAAAAUGAUAUGCAGAACAGUAAAAUGUGUAAAGCAGCAUCUCGUGACGAUUUUGAUGACAAUUAUUUAUACUGUCCAGCAGCUAAAGAUCUUCAGCAGGAGGAUCUGAAGCAUUUCCAAUGUCAUUGGCUGAAAGGUGAGCCUGUGAUUGUCCGCAAUGUGCUUGAGACUGCGUCAGGGUUAAGCUGGGAGCCCAUGGUUAUGUGGCGAGCAUGUCGCCAGAUAAAGAACUUAAACCAUCCUCUUCUUUUGGAUGUUAUUGCUAUCAAUUGCUUAGAUUGGUGUGAGGUAGAAGUUAACAUCCACCAGUUCUUUAAGGGGUAUAUGGAAGGUCGAUUUGAUGAUGCUGGCUGGCCCCAGAUUCUGAAGUUGAAAGAUUGGCCUCCAUCUGAUCUAUUUGAUGAACGAUUACCUCGUCAUGGUGCGGAAUUUGUUAGCAGUUUGCCUUUUAAGGAGUACACACAUCCACAAAGCGGCUAUCUAAAUCUUGCUGUCAAACUGCCAAAAGAGUCGUUGAAGCCUGACAUGGGACCAAAGACAUAUAUUGCUUAUGGAGUUCCUCAGGAGCUGGGGCGCGGAGACUCUGUGACUAAGCUGCAUUGUGAUAUGUCUGAUGCGGUGAAUGUGUUGACACAUACUCAAGCAAUAACCUUGAAGCAUGACCAGCUUUCAACAAUGCAAGAAUUGAAAAUAAGGCAUGCUGCUCAAGAUAAAAGGGAACUUCAGAUGUCUGAGGACGAGAAAGAAUGUGAAAAUGAAGCAUCAUCUGAGUUGAUUGAGGGUAACUCUGUCCUAGGUGAGAGACAUAGUAGAAUAGAUAAAGGAAAAACUGAUGUACUUCCAGAUCAGAGCUUGAGUAUUGGACCACAUAGUGACAAUCAAUCAAUUGUUGCAUCUGCUUCCUGUGUCAAGCCAGAGGGAGAUACUAAUGCUGAGGUGGCAACAGAUGGUGCAAUCGAUACGACAAGCACUUAUGAAGCAAGUGGAGGAAAUAAGAUUGAUCAUGGUAAAAGUGAUGAGUGCAAAAAUAACCCAGUGUUUAGAGAAGGUGAAGUAUUUGAGGAUUUAGAAGGUGGUGCACUCUGGGACAUCUUUAGAAGGCAAGAUGUUCCAAAGUUAGAGGAAUAUCUCAGGAAGCACUUUAGAGAAUUCAGGCAUAUCCACUGUUCCCCGGUGCCACAGGUUAUUCACCCUAUACAUGAUCAAACGUUUUACUUGACUGAGGAUCACAAAAGGAAGCUUAAGGAAGAGUAUGGAAUUGAACCAUGGACCUUUGUUCAAAAAUUAGGUGAUGCAGUUUUUAUUCCUGCGGGCUGCCCUCAUCAAGUUAGAAAUUUGAAGUCAUGUAUAAAGGUUGCUCUUGACUUUGUGUCUCCUGAAAAUCUUCAUGAGUGCAUCCGUCUGACUGAAGAGUUCCGCACUCUUCCCCAAAAUCACAGAGCCAAGGAGGACAAGUUGGAGGUGAAGAAAAUGAGUAUUUAUGCAAUGAGAGAAGCUCUAAAAUGCCUGGAAGAACUUGCAAAGGAUUCCACCGAUAAGGGUGAGAACAGAAAAUCAGAAGAUGAUGGAGAAAAUUCAGCAGACGAUCAUGAUGAUUCAAAAGAUGAGUAGACGAGACAAGAUUCAGGUUGACGACUCAAUAGCCCAAAGGAGGAUUUUGAAAUGGAUUGUCAAAAACUCUAAGUGAAGAUGCCCUUUUUUGGAUUAUGCCUGCAUAUGAUUAUCUAACUUAAGAUGUAUCUAAUAGUUAAAUCUCUUUGGUGUGUAGGCUCUUUGUUCUAACCUGACCCAUGUUUGUUUAGUUUUGGGGUUUUCUCUGUGCAUUUCAAGUUUAUUAUGUUAGUAAUUCAAUGAAAACGGUCCUUACAAGUUUUGGUUUGUC
Messenger RNA from Nicotiana attenuata, 4235 nucleotides. RefSeq names its product lysine-specific demethylase JMJ25-like. Gene Ontology annotation, cellular component: histone deacetylase complex; chromatin. The record is from RefSeq and is a predicted model, not a curated record. Bases 563 to 3964 code for a protein of 1133 amino acids. The transcript has 13 exons. Lineage: Eukaryota; Viridiplantae; Streptophyta; Magnoliopsida; Solanales; Solanaceae. Gene Ontology annotation, molecular function: histone H3K9 demethylase activity; chromatin DNA binding; transcription coregulator activity. Gene Ontology annotation, biological process: regulation of transcription by RNA polymerase II.